Messenger RNA from Pelobates cultripes (western spadefoot toad), 621 nucleotides. Lineage: Eukaryota; Metazoa; Chordata; Amphibia; Anura; Pelobatidae. The record is from the annotation of a GenBank genome assembly.
AUGCCAGUGCCAACCGGGGAAGAAGGAUUUGCUCUGUGGAGAAGUAAUGUAACCCAGGCACUAAAGGAGUUGACUUGUACUGAUGAGUCCAAGCGACUGAGAUCUUCUGCACUAGAAUUAAUAAAGUGUCACUUACUACACUUCCCAAAUUCUCCUACUGAUGAUCUUUUAAAGGUGUUAGACCAUACUUAUAGUGAGGAAAGUGAAGAGGAAGAGCUCCGGUUAAAAUAUGCUGCCACGGUUAAACAGGAGAAGGAAACCCUCACUUCCUAUCUCAUACGAUUAGAAUUAAUGCUAGGAAAGUUAUUUGAGAAGAAUGUUAUCACAUCAGAUACGUUUGAUGAAUAUAUAAGGAGACAAGUUCUAAUAGGAACUCUACCAAAUUAUUCUGUAGCUACAUUUUUGGUCAAUCUUCUGUGUGCUAAGGGGUUGUUGGAUUAUGCUGACACAAUGAAAGAAGCCAAAAUAAUACAUAAACAAUUUGACCAUAUCCUAAAUCAUCAUGAUGGCAUAAAGAAAUCAUCAUCACAUGAAAAUCAGAACGCACCUAAGACUAACUUACCAACAGCCGUAUUAAACAGGGAAGAGGCCAUAGUUCAAAGCUCUAAAAAAAAGUUAUAA